AGUCAACCUGUGUGGAUGCUCUGUGAGCAGUGCUAUCUAUCUGUCCUUGUCUUGUUCAGUUCUUGAGUGUUGCUUCGUGUAUCUUCAUUUUUCACUUUCGUCGUCCUACGCGUCCCUACCUGCCAAUACCAACCAGUCAGUGCCGGUGUGUAUAGCUAUUUUUUCGCCUUUGCUGUGUCAGUGCAGCGCUUUCACGUGUUCUCCGUGUCUGAUCUUUGGCUGGCAGGAACAGGAACAGGUUUCGUGGGUUGAUACACCCAGAACUCGAACAUUUGCCGGCCAUCAGUCGUGCAAUAAACUCCGCUGUGUGAUUGGUGCUAAGAGAACACAACGAAAACUUUAGCUUAAUUUGAAAAACCCUAAAUGGAUUGCAUCGAAGCUGUUGAUUUGAGUGAGUGAUUUAAUUUUUUGACAAAGGACAGGCAAUGGCUAUCGCUUUCUACUGUGAGGAUGAAGAUCCUAAACUGUGGUACAGUAGCCCGGGCUACUAUGCUACGAUUGGAUACAAUAGUUAUCAGCACCAUCAACAGCAACAGCAGCAGCAACAACAACCGCCUGCUGCUGCGAUAGGACAGUCGUCACAGUUGAUAGAAAGUGGUGGUGAUCCCGGCACCAGUGUCGAUGAAAACAACAACAAUUGUGCACUUCACGACAGUGAUGGCAUCAGCGGAGGCGAUAGCAAUGGCAAUGUCAAUCAUACCACUGCCGCUGUUGAUAGUAAUCGGCAAUUGAUGCAGGUUCUGCAUCAGGUACUGUACCGGUUCACGUCGGAAGGUGCCCUCAGUCCAGCCCAUACAUCCUGCAUUUUCUGCAACAAAAUCUACUACUUAUUCCAGUUACUGUACUGACCCAACAGGCGUCGACAAGAGCAGAGGAUGGUACUCAAAAACGCAAAUAAAAAGUUCCAGUAAAGCAAUAUCUGCAAAGAUUUGCACUAUCACUAAAUAACAAAAAAGACAAAAAAAUACAAUCAUCAAAGCUAACGAAUCGACGGGCCCAAUCGGAAGCAGCAAACUAUGGAAUUUAAGUGUUGCUCUAAGCAGUCACCAUCCAGCAAAAACUACUACUGAAAGUCAGAAACGAUUGGAAUCCCGUCGGUUUCCUGUGAUGGAAGCAAUUUUACUAUGCGCAUUUUUGUUUAUGAGGAGAGAAAUGCCAAUCGUUUCGAAACGUAACAUUUAGUUAACAUAAGAAAGUUGCUAGAACAGCGGAUCUUUUUAAUAACUUUUCUAUAACAGUCGAACGUAAAAUUAUUCUCAAUUUAUUAUUUGAUUUUCUACAACAAAACUAGUUUUAAUACAUAACUCUAAGCCUAAUAGCGCAUUGUCGAUAUUAGAACCAAGAACCAUUUGACUUAUAUCUUUAAUUAUUGUGAUUUUACGAUAAUUUUUUAGCUACCUUAGUUUCAACUCGGAAUAGAUCGUAAAAUAUUAGGUUAUAGAUAUACUCACUGAUACAGUUGGUUUGAUUUGCGCCAACAGAAAAGAACACACAGACUAUAGGACUUAUUUGUGCGCCAUCGUUCGCGCACCGAUAAGAAAAUCAGCCACUUCCGUUCGAUGCCAAGGAAGAUGAUCUCAGUGCUAGUUAUGUAAGGUCGCCCCCAUGCGCAGUAUGAACCCUCAUGAAUGUAAACGCCCGACGAGGAAGCUGCCGCCAAUCGAUUUUCUGUACAUUUUUUUUUCUAGACAUUAUUUCGAACAUUUUCGCUUAGUAUUGUUUCUUUUUUAACAUUUACACUAAACGCAGCGGUUUAUACUAAAUGUCGGAUUUUAGAUUUAUUUUCGUUCUUCGACUGUAGGCAACUUAAUUAUUGAUUUACUU
Topomyia yanbarensis is the source of this 1824-nucleotide messenger RNA. Its product is annotated as methylcytosine dioxygenase TET-like. The coding region runs from base 426 to 848 and encodes 140 amino acids. The transcript has 3 exons. The record is from RefSeq and is a predicted model, not a curated record. Lineage: Eukaryota; Metazoa; Arthropoda; Insecta; Diptera; Culicidae.